This is a messenger RNA of Nilaparvata lugens (brown planthopper), 430 nucleotides long. RefSeq names its product DNA replication licensing factor MCM2. Gene Ontology annotation, biological process: double-strand break repair via break-induced replication; mitotic DNA replication initiation. NCBI's taxonomy places the organism in Eukaryota, Metazoa, Arthropoda, Insecta, Hemiptera, Delphacidae. The record is from RefSeq and is a predicted model, not a curated record. The coding region runs from base 189 to 416 and encodes 75 amino acids. The transcript has 3 exons. Gene Ontology annotation, cellular component: MCM complex; nucleus. Gene Ontology annotation, molecular function: single-stranded DNA binding; ATP binding; 3'-5' DNA helicase activity.
UCUGCAGACCAGGGUGUCUGUCUCAUUGACGAAUUCGACAAGAUGAACGACCAAGACCGCACCAGUAUCCAUGAGGCAAUGGAGCAGCAGAGCAUUUCGAUAUCGAAGGCCGGUCUGGUGACGUCACUGCAGGCGCGCUGCUCCGUCAUUGCGGCCGCCAAUCAAUCGGGGGACGCUACGAUCCCGGAAUGACCUUCUCCGAGAACGUGAACCUAUCCGAGCCAAUCAUGUCGCGUUUCGACAUUCUGUGCGUGGUUCGCGACGAGGUGGACCCCGUGCGCGACGAACAGCUGGCGCGCUUCGUGGUGAACUCUCACAUCCGACACCACCCCAAGCCACCGGCCGACAGUGGUGUCCCCGGACACCAGCUGCUGCCGGCCACGCCCCUCGACGACGAGGAUGCCAAGCCGAUCUGAUACCGCAGGACGUA